This is a messenger RNA of Cyphellophora europaea CBS 101466, 1977 nucleotides long. RefSeq lists its product as uncharacterized. The transcript has a single exon. The coding region runs from base 1 to 1977 and encodes 658 amino acids. NCBI's taxonomy places the organism in Eukaryota, Fungi, Ascomycota, Eurotiomycetes, Chaetothyriales, Cyphellophoraceae. The record is from RefSeq and is a predicted model, not a curated record.
AUGGCUCAUCAAUCCUACAGCCAGAUCUCAACGACAGAACCUGGACUAGCAGAUUCAAAUGAUCCUCCGGCACCAGGGCAUCCCGUUGAGCUAAGGCGCAGAAGUGCCUCGCCAGCCGGAGACACUGCUGACCACGACGUCUCGAGACGCCAAACGGAAGAACGGCCGCGGAUUCGCAGAAAUAGUACCGACACCGAGACUUUCUCCAGGUUCAAAGAUGGCCUGCGCUACUCUCUCACGCCCUCACAACAUCACCUGUUGCCCGCAAGCACUGCCGAUCAGCGAACGGUUCGAAGAUACUCCAAGCAUGACCAGAGACGCCGCCUAUGGCGUUUGUCCAUUGGCGAGUUUAUGCUGACAGUCACCUUCUGUGUUACCUACUUUGCGAUUCUAUACAGUUACUCCAACAAGGACACCAUCAGCGUACCCGAACGUCGAAUCUUUAAUGCCCUCACCACCGCCAACUCCCUCGCAUUGGGAGUCAACCUCGCCGGCUCGCUCAGGAGCUAUGCCAAGAUGAUGCGAUGGCGACUGCUUUCCAUUCGUUACCGUCCGUUGCAGACAUUUGAUCUCAUCAUGGGCUCUGACAGUCUUCUCAACAUUUGCAAGUUAUUAUGGCGCGGAAGGGAGAAGGGCAAAUUGUGGUCGAAGAUCCAAGGUUAUGCCGUACUGUGGUUUCUGGUGAACCUCAUUGCGACGAUAUUGAUUGGUAUGAUUGGUUUGACAUACAACUUGGAUAUCUCACCGAGUCUGGUUUUGACUCGGAACGCUACUAUCAAAAUCACCGACCUAUCCAAGGUUUUGACUGAUGACUAUCAAGCUAGCCUCAGUGCCGUCAACACAUGGGGGUUCCGCGGCUUCAACCUCCAACCCAUAGAUUCUUACGACCCUGAUGAUGCCUUCCUUGGCAAUUUUGGCAGCCGCUUCAAUGGCUCCACGAGGUAUUACUUCGACGACUGGAACGAAGCGGGCACCAGCGACCUAGUCAGUUGGAGAUACGUUGAAUCUGAAGCAAGAUGUACAGCCUACGAAGUCCUCGAUGGCCAGGAUGGCAACCACACAUCUGUCACCUACUCCCAAAACGGGAGAUCUAUCAAUCAAACCCUCGAAGACCCACCCGAAACAGGUGGCCUCGCCUUCAUUACCUCCACCAACUCUACAUGCGGAGCCCGGUGCAUCAACAUCCUUGCCUUCCAGGCUUCGGGACCUGCACCAUCCAGCGUUGACUCGCCUGAUGCAAUUGAAGCCCGGUUCUUUGUCUGCAACAACACCAUCUCCACCAUACACGAUCUCGAGCUCUCUCCUGGUCCCGAAUAUCAAUUUCCCGAUCUGCAAGCCCGCAUGCUCGCCGGUGCGAUCGGUUGGUCUGGCGACCUUGCCCAAGGGACACAUCAGCAACUUUCCUACCUCAAUUCCUCACCCGUGGCCUUUGCCUCGACUCCCACCGCAAUCAACAUGUCCGACCUCAUAUCCCGAUUUGCCAUCGGGGCAAUAGCCGCCGGCGACGGCACCGCCCCCGGGAUCGGUCGCAAACUCGUGUCGCACGGUCAAGCACCCGUCGACGCGCAGAUCCUGCAGGUUAAGUGGGCCUAUUGCUUGCCAAUCCUAGUGGGUCUGCCAGUGCUGCAAUUCCUCACCCUCAUGGCGGUCAUCAUCUGGGCGAACAAAGCCGCUGUGCGGGAUGACAGCCACUUGGCCAUAUCCAAGGUGUACUACUCCCUGCUUAGUCGGCUGGCGGGACACGGGUGUAUGCUACGGGGAGAGGAGAUUGCGAAAGAGCUGCAGGAGCCGGAGGUGGCGUAUGGAUUCGUGCCGCCUGACACGGUGGGAGGCGUGGGGCAUACAGAUGUGUUUGUGGCUGGGAGUGGGGUGUUGGUGCGGAGAGCUUUCGAGGAGGGGAUGUAUGAUGGGACAGGGUAUGGACUUGAGAGGAGAGGAGAUGUUGGGAGGAGGAGACCGAAAGAGAAGAUGGAGUAG